Ostrinia furnacalis (Asian corn borer) is the source of this 4322-nucleotide messenger RNA. It is a transcript of the gene Sra-1, whose product is annotated as Cytoplasmic FMR1-interacting protein Sra-1. The coding region runs from base 230 to 4057 and encodes 1275 amino acids. NCBI's taxonomy places the organism in Eukaryota, Metazoa, Arthropoda, Insecta, Lepidoptera, Crambidae. Gene Ontology annotation, biological process: regulation of actin filament polymerization. The record is from RefSeq and is a predicted model, not a curated record. The transcript is spliced from 27 exons. Gene Ontology annotation, molecular function: small GTPase binding.
CCAUGUUUUGCUGUCAGAUGGUCGCUGUAUUUAUUUUCUGAAUUUUAUAGAAAAAUCUCACUAAAACUACAAAUAUUAUCCGUAAUUUAUAUCUAGUUCCCUUUAUUGUUGCCUAUAUUCGCGUUAACAGCGUUAAAAAUUGUUAAAUAUUGUAAAAUUAGGGCGUUUCAGUAUAUCCGGUCACGGAGUGAAAUUGCUCUGUAUUUUAGUGGUUUUUCAGUCCUAAAUCAUGUCUGUGAGUGAAAAGGUGUCGCUUUCUGACGCUCUAAGUAAUGUGGAUGUGUUGGAUGAACUCACUUUACCAGAUGAGCAGCCAUGCAUCGAAGCGGCUCCGUGUUCUAUUCUCUACCAGGCGAACUUCGAUACCAACUUCGAGGAUCGCAAUGGCUUCGUCACCGGCAUCGCCAAGUACAUCGAAGAGGCCACUGUUCAUGCCAACUUGAACGAACUCCUCGAAGAAGGCAACGCGCACGCAGUUAUGUUAUACACCUGGCGUUGCUGUAGUCGCGCCAUACCGCAGCCGCGAUCCAACGAGCAACCCGACCGCGUCCAUAUCUACGAGAGAACGGUCCAGGUCCUGGCUCCCGAGGUGGACAAGCUGCUGCAGUUCAUGUACUUCCAACGCAAGGCAAUCGAACGUUUCUGCGCGGAAGUCCGCCGCUUAUGCCACGCAGAGAAACGCCGCGACUUUGUGUCGGAAGCGUAUUUACUAACGCUGGGCAAGUUUGUGAACAUGUUCGCCGUGUUAGACGAGCUAAAGAACAUGAAGAGCAGCGUUAAGAACGAUUACUCUACGUACAGAAGGGCUGCUCAAUUCCUCAAAGUGAUGUCGGAUAGCCAAAGUCUGCAGGAAUCCCAGAACCUAUCCAUGUUUCUGGCAACACAGAACAAGAUUCGGGACACCGUGAAGGAUGCACUCGAGAAAAUCAAUGGUUACGAAGAACUGUUGGCUGAUGUAGUCAACAUCUGCGUUCACAUGUACGAGACGAAGAUGUAUCUGACACCGUCGGAGAAGCACAUGCUUGUGAAGGUAAUGGGUUUCGGCCUGUUUCUAAUGGAUUCCGAAGUGUGCAACAUCAAUCGAUUGGAUCAGAAGAAAAAGAUUCGCCUAGACCGGAUCGACAGGAUUUUCAAGAAUCUGGAAGUGGUCCCGUUGUUUGGUGACAUGCAGAUCGCGCCGUUCAACUACAUUAAGAGGUCCAAACAUUAUGAUCCUAGCAAAUGGCCUCUGUCGUCGAGCCCGAAUCCGCCGUCCCCUCAGGCAGACCUGAUGGUCCACCUGCCUCAGAUCAGGGAGGAGCACCAGAACUACAUAUCGGAGCUGGCUAGAUACAGCAACGAGGUGACAACUACCUUCAAAGAAGCCGGUUCAGACGGCGAGAACAAAGCCGUAUCCGAGCUAUGCUUGCGAGGUCUACAGCUGCUGUCAUCUUGGUGUUCAGUGCUCACUGAACUGUGCAGCUGGAAGCUUCUACAUCCCACUGACCACGCUACCAACCAGCGCUGCCCGCCUGACGCUGAAGAAUAUGAAAGGGCAACCCGCUACAACUACACAUCCGAAGAGAAAUUCGCCAUGAUCGAGGUGAUCGCCAUGAUCAAGGGUCUCCAAGUGCUGAUGGCUCGCAUGGAGACAGUCUUCGCUGAUGCAGCCAGGAGGUCCAUAUACGCUGAACUGCAGGACUUCGUUCAGCUGAUACUGAGGGAACCGCUGAGGAAAGCCAUUAAGAACAAGAAGGACCUUAUUAGAAGUAUAAUAGUAUCAGUGCGCGAAACGUGCGGCGAUUGGGCGCGCGGUUGCGAGCCGCAACAAGACCCGGCGCUCCGAGGAAAGAAGGAUGGCGAAGCUAGUUUCACGAUCAAAGUACCGCGGCGAAACGUCGGCCCAUCAUCAACCCAGCUGUACAUGGUCCGGACACAGCUAGAAGCGCUAAUAUCGGACAAGUCCGGCGGACGGCGGACACUGCGUAAAGACCUCGACGCGACCACGCUGCAGCAGAUCGAACAGUUCCACCGGUUGAGCUUCUACUGGGGGUACAUGCUCAAUCUGUCGGAUUCCUUGCAAAAAUGCUGCGACCUAUCUCAGCUGUGGUACAGAGAAUUCUACCUCGAGAUGACAAUGGGUAGAAAAGUCAACAAAUGCACAGUCCGUCAUCAACACAACGAGGAAUGCAACGACCUGGUCACCAUGGAAAAGCGAAUCCAAUUUCCCAUAGAGAUGUCCAUGCCGUGGAUACUGACGGACCACAUCCUGAGGAGCAAGGAGCCGGCUAUGAUGGAAUACGUUCUCUACCCCCUGGAUCUAUACAACGAUUCAGCCCAGUACGCUCUCACCGUGUUCAAGAAACAGUUUCUGUACGAUGAAGUGGAAGCAGAAGUCAACCUGUGCUUCGACCAGUUUGUGUACAAGCUGUCUGAACAAGUCUACGCGCAUUAUAAGCAACUGGCUGCCAGCAUGGUGCUCGACAAACGCUACCGAGCCGAAUGCGCGGCUCGCGGCGCUUCCACGAGCGCCGGCGCCGGCCGCUACGCCUCGCUGCUGCGGCAGAGGCACGUGGCUCUGCUGGGACGACACGUGGACCUGUGCGCCUUGGUCGCGCAGCGUAUAAACGCGGAUAUGCACCGCGCUCUCGACACCGCGGUCGCGAAAUUCGAAGCUGGCGACAUCACCGGUGUAGUUGAAUUAGAAGGCUUGAUCUCCGUAAACCGUCUGUGCCACAAGCUGCUCAGUCGCUACCUAACACUGGAUGAAUUUGAAUCAAUCCUUCGCGAAUCGGACCACGGAGUAUUGGCGCCGUACGGCCGGAUCGCUUUCCACGUGUUCUGGGAGCUGAACUACGACUUCCUGCCGAAUUAUUGUUACAAUGCUGCCACUGACAGGUUCGUCAAGUGCCGUGGCCUUCAAUUUGCCGCGGGUGUUCAACGGGAGCGGCCUCAGCAAGCGGGCCACGCUUUGCUGUGGGGUUCGAAGCAGCUUACCCUGGCUUAUUCGGCACAAUACGCGCAGUACAACGGUUUCGUAGGCGCAGUGCAUCUACACGCGCUAGUCCGCCUGUUAGGAUACCAGGGCGUGGCGAUGGUGGUGUCUGAGCUUCUGGGCGUUGCACGCGGCUUGCUGCACGGGACAUUGGCUCAGUUCACGCGGGCCUUACAGGCCGCCAUGCCGCGGCAUUGCAAGCUGCCGCGAUACGACUAUGGAUCUAACGGUGUGCUGGGCUACUAUCACGCGCAGUUGACCGACAUAGUGCAGUACCCAGACGCUCGCACGGAACUGUUCCACGCCUUCAGGGAGCUCGGGAACAUCAUACUGUUCUGCAUGCUCAUUGAACAGGCGCUGAGUCAAGAAGAAGUGACGGACCUCCUCCACGCGGCGCCAUUCCAGAACAUUCUGCCGCGUCCCUUCGCGGCGGAGGGCGAGAAACCCGAGGCCAAGCAGAAGCGGCUUGAGGCCAAGUACGCCGCGCUGCAGAUCGUGCCCAAUGUGGACAAGUUCGGGACCGCCAAGCAAAGCCAGCUAGCGCGCGAAGGCGAGCUGUUAACCCGCGAGCGCCUGUGCUGCGGCCUGUCUCUCUUCGCGGUGGUCUUGCGGCGCCUGCGCGCCUGCCUCGCCGCGCCGCAGUGGCCCGCCGCCGCCGCGCCGCCGCACCACGCGCCGCCACACGCGGAUGAUACGGCGGAGUUCCACAGAUUGUGGUCGGCCCUGCAGUUCCUGUAUUGCAUCCCAGUUGGCGACACACAGUUUACUGUUGAGGAGCUGUUCGGCGAAGGUCUCCACUGGGCCGGUUGCACCAUCAUCGCUCUAUUAGGGCAGCAGAGGCGUUUCGAAGCGCUGGACUUCUGCUACCAUAUCCUGAGGGUGCAACGGGUGGAUGGGAAGGAUGAACUGGUCAAAGGCAUCCCCCUCAAAAGGAUGGUGGACCGCAUCCGUCGUUUCCAAGUGCUAAACUCGCAGAUAUUCAGCGUGCUAGCGAGACACAUAUCGGCGGACGACGAGCGGGCGGGCGUCGAACACGUGAGGUGCUUCCCGCCACCUUCCGCCCCUCAACAUCAUAUGAAUUAGGGGGGUGAGUAUAGAUUUUGGGGUGAAAAUUCAAAUAUACACAGACAUAAAGAUAGAUAUUCAAAAAAAUGCACAAAAGCUUACAAUAUUAUAACUAUAAAUUGGGAGGAAAAUCAGUAGACAAUUGUAGACAAUUAAAAUAUUAUUAAAUGCUUCCCGCCGCCCUCCGCCCCUCAACAUCAUAUGAAUUAGGGGGGACGAAGUGAGUAUAGUUAGGGGCAGGAAUGUUAUGGAUAUCCGCAACCGUAACCGAAACUUUCGGAUA